GGGAAGCUAUGGAGUCCAAACCGAAACGCAGGCGCAGAGUUUGCCACUUGAUCAGACUAUUGGCGGCGCCAGCAGCGCAGCAUACCGCGAGUGUGCACCUGCUGCCCUUGCGACAACAACAAAAAGAUUUGCAGAUAAUGGCAGCGGAUCAGACCAGACCACAGAAGCAAGCAGCUCUCACGGGGAAUCUUUGGCGGAGGCGAACGACGUGGGAGUGAACAUGUUGGUUGACGCAAACAGUGGCGCUUUAACUGCUGCAGACUGGGAUACAGUUAUCUACCACCCACUGCCGUCACUGAUCCGGCAGUACAGGCAGCAGCGGCCAGCUCAGGUGCAGAUGCAGAUGCAGAUGCCGAUUCAGACUCAGAAGCAGGCUCAGUCUCUGGCGUCUGGUGCGGCAGUGGGCAACUCGCGCAUGGCCCAUCAACCGCUGGUGCGCUCGCUUAAUAUGAUGUCAAUGUCCGAGCAGGAGCCGACAUUAAGUGCGGGGGUCAGCGUGCCCAUGUUCAAAGCUAGAGCCGGGCGGCUGAUCAAGACAACAUCAAUAUCUCUAAGCGCCUUUGGCGGCCAGAUCCACAGAGACUCCCAGACGGGCUCAGCUCAAGGCUACACGAGCGACGGCCAUGAAGAGUGCGACGCACGCACUCGGCCAACUGGCGGGAUGGGUGACCUUACCGCUGGCGAGCUGGUCGCAGGCGACAGCGACAGUGAAGACGAGGCAGCAGCGGGACAGAACAAUGCAUCUUCAUCAUAUAGGAAGAAGACAACACAGAAACGGAGCACACGACGGGUGAAGCUGAAGCCUGUAGGGAAGGAUGGAAACAUCGAAGGCACUGGGAGGUCACGGACUGUUGGGUUGCAGAAUCUGGUUAGCAACAACUUUUACAAGCUCCGCCUGAAAAAUGGGCGCCAUGGACCGCAGUCAACUGAGGACCGCCGCACAGCGCUGUACAAGCGAAUGAUCGGCAAGAAGGGACGCGUCAAAACAACGGUACCCGGAUCAAAGGUCGGCAGCCAAGAUGCAGAGAACGGUACCGAAGGGUGGGCUGAGGACGGUAUGUAUAUGGGCAGUGACAGCGACAAUUUCGACGACAGCUGGAAUGACAAUAAUCGUGAAUGUCGGAGCGACACAGAAGGUGGGUCGCGCCAAUCAGCGCAGCCGACCCGUCUUAUUCAUGGCCAGUCGCUGUUUAGCUUCCGUGCAGACACAGACUCAAAGUCGAGCGAGUUAUGCGCGCUAGACUCAGUCGAUCACUGCAUUGACAUGCGCAAGGUGCUGCGGCAUGUGUGGGGAUUCGACGCGUUCCGCAGUGAGCAGGCGACAGCAAUGCAGCGUGUCAUCGAGGGCCGCUCGUCAUUGCUGAUUUUAGCAACAGGCGCUGGAAAGUCAUUGGCAUAUCAGCUUCCAGCAGCAGUGUUGUGGGCGGCAACCGGCGGCCUGACCCUAGUGGUGACGCCGUUGGUUGCCCUGAUGCGCGAUCAGAUGCGCGGGCUGCCACAAGCGCUUCGCGCUCUGUGCCUGUCGGGCGAAGACGCCUCGAGCUUUAGCGACGCAGCCAAGAAGCUUGUAGGAGGAGAUGUGCAGCUGCUGUUUGUGUCGCCCGAGCGCCUGCAGAGCCCGCGUUUCCACGCGCUGAUGGCGCGUGCUGGGGUUCCGCGGGUGCACUUGGCAGUCAUCGAUGAGGCGCACUGCGCCUGCGAGUGGUCGCACAACUUCAGACCGGCGUAUCUGCAGCUGCCAGAGGCCCUGAGUCGCCUGGGAGACCCAUGCGUGCUGGCGAUGACCGCAACUGCCACUGCCGCCCUGGCUACACGCCUGGCGUCCAUGUUUGCUAUCAACAACCACGACAUUGUGCGCGGUGGUGUGCUACGCCCCAAUAUUUUACUAGGAGCGGUGGCAGUUGAUGUAGGCGCAGCAAAGUUGCGGUCAACUGCGCGCGAGGAGACGCUUCUCGCCAUGCUGCGCUCCUCUGAAAUGGUCUCGCUCGGUGCCGUGCUUGUCUACGUAGCCACUCAGGCCACUGCAGACCGCGUUGCUGAAUUUCUCACCGCGCGCUCGGUACCGGCGCAGGCGUACCAUGCUGGCAAGCACACAGCUGAGCGCACGCGUAUCCAGACCGCGUUCAUGCGCGAGACCUCUGGGGUAGCGGCUAUCCGCGUGCUGGUUGCUACUGUUGCCUUUGGUAUGGGCCUCGACAAGAGCGACAUUCGCGCGGUUGUACACUUUAAUCUGCCGCGUAGCAUGGAGGCAUACGUACAAGAGGUUGGCCGCGCCGGCCGCGACGGCGCGCAAGCAAGAGGCAUUCUGCUGCUUGCCAUGCAGGAUGGCACAAUGUCCUCUGACGCCGUAGUCAUCCGCAGCUGGGCUCACUCUGACGGUGUCGAUUCUGCGGCUGUGCGUCGCCUGUUGCUCCGACUUUUUCCUGACGCAUUUGUGCGCAAUGCAAUUGCUGCUGCGGCUCUCGCACGUCGAUCAGCUGCUGCGCUUGGAUCAAAAGCCUGGCACGUUGCCCACACUGCUGUGCUCGAGCUUGCUGCGCUGCAAGCAGACAUUGAUGCCGAUCAGGCCGUCGUGCAGACGCUGCUUAACUAUCUUGCCCUUGCCGACCCUGCUACUUAUUCCCCCGAGCCCAACACCCAUCGUAAGUGUGCUAUCCGCUUCAUGCGCACCGAUCUUGCCAAGCUAGCCGAAAGCCAUUCCUUCUUUUCAAAGCUGGCAGACCACCUCAAUGCUGGCGCAUCGGCGCAGCCACGUCAGGGCAUCCGUUUGCCAGCUGGAAAAAGGCCGCCUACAUCUGCCACCGUCGACGUUUUCGACUUGGCUCGUGCCAUGAGCAUGACUCCUGAAGAUGUCUCAUCGGAGCUGCACCACUGGCGAGCCAAGCGCGAGCUAUUCCUAGAAUGGCAGAACCAUCAUGCAUCGUCAAAGUCACCCUCGAUAUGAGCAAGUUUGCUGCUGACCUUGCCGCUGCUUCUGACAAUGAGGAUGGG
This is a messenger RNA of Kickxella alabastrina, 2991 nucleotides long. Its product is annotated as P-loop containing nucleoside triphosphate hydrolase protein. Gene Ontology annotation, biological process: double-strand break repair via homologous recombination. The coding region runs from base 221 to 2944 and encodes 907 amino acids. The record is from RefSeq and is a predicted model, not a curated record. Gene Ontology annotation, cellular component: nucleus; chromosome; cytoplasm. The transcript has a single exon. Gene Ontology annotation, molecular function: 3'-5' DNA helicase activity; nucleic acid binding; ATP binding. NCBI's taxonomy places the organism in Eukaryota, Fungi, Kickxellomycota, Kickxellomycetes, Kickxellales, Kickxellaceae.